AUGGAGCAACAAGACAUUACCAACAUCUCCCUAAUCGACAACACCGUUCCCCCAGAACUCCAACAACAGGAUCCCGACCUCUUUCGUCGAACGUCCACAACUCUCUCUAGGAGUUCUUCUACCCGACGAUGGUCCAGGCCUUCGGUCAGGGGUGAGCUCCAGAAACGGAAAUAUGCAAAGUGGCAGCCGCAUAAGUUGGGGAUUACGGAUGAUGCUCCUGGGGGUAAUGGGAAUAAUGGCAACGGAAAUGGGAGUGGAAAUGGAAGUGGGCAGGAUUCGCGAAGGAUGUCUCUGGUGGAUGCGCGACGGUGGUCUACGACAGAUGGGCUGAGUACAGGGGAGAGCGGGCCAUCGUCGCCGUCGAUGAAUGCGAGUGUCGAUGCGACGGAUUUUGGGAGUGAUGGGAUCGACAAUAUCAUCACCAACGGGACGAACGCCAACGGCAAUGCCAACAGACAACAACCCAAUGGCCCAGACAGCACCAAACCCACCAGCGAACUAGAUAUUCUCUACGAAAACCAACGCGGCUGGUUCCUCUUCGGCAUCCCCCUCUACUCCCACAGCUCACUCCUCAACUUCGACCCAAGCGCUUGGGUCACGCGUAACCUAAAAGACAGCCCCGUCAACAUCACGAAUGCGCAACUCCCCGAUCCAAGCUGGGAAUGGGCCUGGCAGACCUGGUACGUCGAUAUGUCGAGCGAUGUCGACGAGCAGGGGUGGCAGUACUCGUUUUCAUUCUCCUCGUCUGCAUGGCACGGCUCACAUCCCUGGUUUCACUCGUUUGUCCGUCGACGACGAUGGGUGAGGUUACGGGUGAAGCGCGCUUCGAUGGAGAGGUAUCGUGGUCGGACGGGGUUUGAGGAAGCGCAUAUGCUUACGGCGGAUUACUUUACUAUUCACUCUGGGAGGAGGAAGAGGGUUUCUAGUGUUGCGGAUAUGUCGCGUGUGCCGUCGACGUAUACCUCGGGGCAGGGACCGAUGGACGAGGUGCCGCCGUUGGAGGAGAUUGGGAAUAUACCAACUUUGAUGUAUGCGUUGAAGAGCGCCAUUGUGGAUCGGGAGAAGAUUGAUGCAUUGAAGCGGUUCAUCGAUGACGGUGGUGAUGAAAUCUACUAUCUAGAUGAAAAGAUCCCCGAAAUAAUGUCCGUCUUCGUCUUCCAAACCUCCCGCUGGCAAUUCCUCACCCACCUCCUAACAACCAUAACCGAUCUCUCACAACUCAUCCCCCAAAAAACCGGCAAACAAGCCAUCGAACUCCAACGCAAACAAGAAAACCUCGCCAAAGCCGCCGAAGCCAUCCGCAACAACAUCACCGGUCCCGAGCUCGUCGCGGACCACCAUCAUAUGCUCGAUUUAACCCCGAUAUCGAAGUCAAAGGAGGGCAGUCUGCUGUCGAAGAGGAGUAGUAUUAAGGUGAAGGAUUUGGAGAACGUGAGGCCCGUGGGUAAUGGGGGUGUUAUUAAGGGGAUUCCGAAGGAGGCGGAGGUUGGGAGGGAGGGGCAUAUUUAUCAGUAUACGUCUUAG
This is a messenger RNA of Aspergillus glaucus CBS 516.65, 1524 nucleotides long. RefSeq lists its product as uncharacterized. Lineage: Eukaryota; Fungi; Ascomycota; Eurotiomycetes; Eurotiales; Aspergillaceae. The transcript has 2 exons. Bases 1 to 1524 code for a protein of 507 amino acids. Gene Ontology annotation, cellular component: membrane. The record is from RefSeq and is a predicted model, not a curated record.